Molecule: messenger RNA, 1005 nt
Organism: Saimiri boliviensis boliviensis (Bolivian squirrel monkey)
Lineage: Eukaryota; Metazoa; Chordata; Mammalia; Primates; Cebidae
Source: RefSeq, a predicted model, not a curated record
AUGAACAACAACACAACAUGUAUUCAACCAUCUAUGAUCUCUUCCAUGGCUUUACCAAUCAUUUAUACCCUCCUUUUUAUUGUUGGUCUUUUUGGAAACUCUCUCUCUCAAUGGAUAUUUUUAACAAAAAUAGGUAAAAAAGCCUCAACGCACAUCUACCUGGCACACCUUGUGACUGCAAACUUACUUGUGUGCAGUGCCAUGCCUUUCAUGGGUGUCUAUUUCCUGAAAGGUUUCCAAUGGGAGUAUCAAUCUGCUCAAUGCAGAGUGGUCAAUUUUCUGGGAACUCUAUCGAUGCAUGUGAGUAUGUUUGUCAGUCUCUUAAUUUUAAGUUGGAUUGCCAUAAGCCGCUAUGCUACCUUAAUGCAAAAGGAUUCCUUGCAAGAUACUACUUCGUGCUAUGAGAAAAUAUUUUAUGGCCAUUUACUGAAAAAAUUUCGCCAGCCCAACUUUGCUAGAAAACUAUGCAUUUAUAUAUGGGGAGUUGUACUGGGUAUAAUUAUUCCAGUUAUCAUAUACUACUCAGUCGUAGAGGCUACAGAAGGAGAAGAGAGCCUAUGCUACAAUCGGCAAAUGGAACUAGGAGCCAUGAUCUCUCAGAUUGCAGGUCUCAUUGGAACCACAUUUAUUGGACUUUCCUUUUUAGUAGUACUAACAUCAUACUACUCUUUCGUAAGCCAUCUGAGAAAAAUAAGGACCUGUACAUCCAUUAUGGAGAAAGAUUUGACUUACAGUUCUGUGAAAAGACAUCUUUUGGUCAUCCAGAUUGUACUAAUAGUUUGCUUCCUUCCUUAUAGUAUUUUUAAACCCAUUUUUUACAUUCUACAGCAAAAUGGUAACUGUCAGCAACUGAAUUAUUUAAUAGAAACAAAAAACAUCCUCACCUGUCUUGCUUCAGCCAGAAGUAGCACAGACCCCAUUAUAUUUCUUUUAUUAGAUAAAACAUUCAAGAAGACACUGUAUAAUCUCUUUACAAAGUCUAAUUCAGCACAUAUGCAAUCAUAG